AUAAAUAAUUUAAGUACAAAUAAAAUUAUAUUAUUACAUUUAUAUUUUAUAUAUAUAUAUAUAUAUUAUUAUAUGAUGCACAAAUAACUUUUGAAAACGUUAAUUACAUUUAUUAAUAUUUUAAUUUUUAAAAUAGUAAUUUCUUUUGAUGUAAGAUAAAUUUAUCUAUAUUCACAUUUUUAAUCAGUGACAGUAAAUGACAGUUGAUUAUGUAUCGUCAAAACAUGUUCUUUGUUUUUAGAUUAACAAUUUAUAUUUAUUAUACUUACGUUUAAAUUUUUGUAUUAAAAUUUAGUAAUUUAAUAGUUUUUGUGUUUUAACACUUUUAUAUAUAAUAAUAAUAUGUUAUAUUAAUAAAAUGUAAAAUAUAAAUAUUUUAUAUAACCAAAAUCAUUUUUUCGUGAUUAUUUUAUAUUUUUGUAAAAAUUAUGUAUAUUAUUAUCAAUAGCGCAGAAAAAAGAACUUGUAUUUCUUUUUAAAUAUCUAAAAAUAUUUAUCUUUAUUAUAUGUUUAAAUAUUUAUUAUUAUUAUAAACGUGAAUCAUCGAUAUAAAGAUUAUCAUUAUCAGUACUUAUUUACACAAUAAUCUAAUGAUAGGAUGGAAAAUAUAAUUCCAUUAUUAUGAAUACAAAUAUUAUUUUAUAGAAAAGUUAAACUGUUUGGUUAUUAAAGUAGUUAAAAUGCCAAGUUCAUAUUUAUAUGCUAUAAAUAAUGAGGGGCGCGUAUUUGGAUUGUCAACAUCUGGAAACAUGUGGAGAGAAUUCAUGUACUUGGGUCUUGAGUUUAAACAAUUAUCAGCAGUACCACAUUUCAUGUGGGCUAUAGGUGGUGAUCGUCAAGUUUAUGUACAUGUACAUGGUUUAGAUGUACCUAUAAGAAUCAAGGAAGAAAUAUAUGAAAAUGAACGUUGGCUUCCUUUAGAAGGAUUUAGUGGAAGAUUAUUGCCUACAGAUAGGUAUAAUUUUUCUGAUCAAGAUGGUACAGUUGACCGUAGCAGAGAUAAAGUAAAAUUACCAUCUAUGGCUUGGCAAUGGGAAGGUGAUUGGCAAAUAGAAACUACAUUGGAUGGUCAACCAUUAGAUCAUGAUGGAUGGACAUAUGCAGUUGAUUUUCCAGCUACAUAUACAACAAAAAAACAAUGGAAAUCUUGUGUUAGAAGAAGGAAAUGGGUUCGAUAUAGGAGAUAUAGUGCUAUGAAUUCAUGGUGUGCUAUUGCACCCCUUCAUAAAGAUGCAACUAAAGAACCUUUUAUUGAUAUAUCUGUGGGUGGAAAUCAAAUACCUGGUGGUAAUCCCGGAUGUUUAAUAGUUUGGGCAGUAACUGCUCAUGGCAGGGUAAUGUUUCGUGUUGGAACUAGUACUACUUGCCCUGAAGGUCAAAGAUGGAGUACUAUAAAAUUAGCAAAUGGAUAUGAAGUAUGUCAAAUCACUGUUGGAAUGACUGGUCUUGUGUGGGCAGUGUUAAUGAUUGGUAAAGCAAUUGUGCGUACAGGUGUGACUAGAGAAUAUCCAAUGGGUGAAGAUUGGGUAGAAGUUGAUCCUCCACAAAAAGAUUUAAAAUUAGUACAAGUUAGCAUAGGUACGGAUGCUGUGUGGGCUAUAACACAAGAUGGAGGAGUAUGGUUUAGAAAAGGUAUUAAAGGUGAAAUGAGUGGAGUUUGUGAACAAAUGGCUGUUGGAACUGGAUGGGUGGAAAUGUUAAGUAAAAUGUCACUGGUAUCUGUUGCUCCAAAUGAUCAGGUUUGGGCCAUAGGCCAUGAAGAUAGAUGUUUAUAUUAUCGCGCUGGUAUUACACAAUCAGAAUUAACGGGUAAAAAAUGGAGAUUAAUAAAUGCACCUCUUCAACUUAGUCGAGCAAGUAGUAAUGCUAGUUUAUCUUCAAGUAAUAGACAUAGUAUGUGUGGUACCCCACAACAACAAAGACAUCAAAGUUGGGGAUCAUUGAAUCGACCACAUAGUACUAGUGAAGGUACUACAUUGAUUAGAGAGUGGGAAGAACAAUCUCGUUCUGCACCAACACCAACAUCAUUAAAAUUAUGGCAACGUGUAAAUGAUGGUACUUCUACAAAGAAUUCACAACAAACAUCUUUCCAAGAUAUAUACUUAAAUGAAGAUAAAAAACGAUCAGCAAAUUCAUUAGAUAUGAACGAUUUAACCGAAGCUAGCGUUGCUAAUAUAACUAUAUCGAAUGAAUCAUUGACUAAAACUGGAGAAUCUAUAAUAGUAUCUGGGAAAGGAAUGGGCAAUGUUGUUAAGAUCAAUCCAGCUGCAUGGAGUCCCGUUCAUUCAGUCGGUUCUAUGGUAGGUGUCGAAGCUCAUCCGGAGACAGAUGGAAGUAUUUUCGAUCCUGACUUGACCAGUGAUUCGGGUGUUUAUGGAGAAGAUGAAAGCUCUGGGGCAAUGUAUUGGGCUGAAUGUGAUACCUCUUGGUAUAAAGUAGAAGCUGGAGCAUGUUUUGUUGAUUUAUCUAAUCCUCCAAAAUGGAUUGCAGAUUCAAAUGGUACAAAUCAUGGGGAUGUAGCAGAGACAUGGAGAAUAUAUAUUUUGGAGGAGUUAAAGAAAAGAUUACAAAAAGUACAAUAUGAUCCAUCAAUAUACGAAAAAGUAGUUGAAAAAUCAUCUUGGGUAAAAAAUGGUAAUGCAAAAUGCAAAGUUAAGGGUGGUACUUCAUACGAAGAUUGUGUUAUUGAAUUAGAAUGGAUAAGUAGUAAUAGUGGUUUUUUAGAUUCAGGAAUUGUAACUAUUUUAAAUUCGGAUGGAGCAACAACAAUUAUGCAAUUUCCUGUCUCUGAAAUUAUGUGUGUAGUUUGCUGUAGUGAACCAGGUAAUCCACGAAUAGCGAUUCAUACUCCUCGAAUGCCACGUUCUAAAGUUCUUAGAUUGCAAUUUUCUAGCGAUACUGAAAUGGAAGAUUGGUUAGCACAUUUAACAUCAGUUUCUUGUCAAAUGAAUAAUGUUUAUGGAAAACCUAGUCCUAAUACAAUAUGGGCUACUACUGCAUUAGGAGAUGUGUAUGUAUAUGAUCCUGCUAUUAUAGAAGAAAAUCAGUUUACUAAUGGUGCUUACGUGCAAGAAUUAGAUGUUGUUGGAAAAGAAUUACCUUUUGAAUGUAUUUUGCAAAAUGGUUUUGGAUAUGGUAGUUCUUUAAAAAUUACUGUUUGUAUUCAUGAUGAUGCUGAUAGAUUAUCAUUCAAUUUUGUCUGUUAUUCAACGAUGUCUUUAAAACAAAAAUCUGUAAUGGAUUGUCAUGAUGUAGCAUUACAUUUUAAUCCAAGAUUAAAAGAAAAUAUUAUUGUGCGAAAUACAUAUCAAAAUGGACAAUGGGGCGAUGAAGAAAGAAACGGAGAUAUACUAUUAAAACCUGGUUCUAAUUUCACAUUAAAUAUUAUAUGUGAAACUCGAGGAUAUAAAAUCUAUAUCGAUGAUAAGGAAUUUACUUUUUAUAGUCACAGAAUAUUGCCACAAAGUAUUACUCAUUUACGGAUUAAAGGAUUAAUGACAUUAUGCAGCAUAUCGUAUAAAUCUACAUCUAUAAUUAUUGAUCCAAUUACAAUGUUUUGGAGACAAAUGGGUGGACAUUUGAAAAAGGUUGAAACUUGUUCUGUUGGUGUAACAUGGGGAAUAGGAUAUGAUAAUAUUGCAUGGGUAUAUACUGGUGGUUGGGGUGGUUUAUUCCUAAAAGGAUUAGAUAGUAGUACGGGAAUAAAUACUAUGGUAGAUACUCAUAAUUAUUAUGUUUAUGAAAAUCAACGUUGGAAUCCAGUAACUGGAUAUACUUCUCAUGGUCUUCCAACGGAUCGUUAUAUGUGGAGUGAUGCAUCUGGACGUCAUAAACGUACCCGAGAACAUACUAAAUUAUUAUCGAUGCAGUGGCAUUGGGUAUCAGAUUGGAUAGUAGAUUUUCAUACCCCUGGAGGUGUUGAUAGAGAUGGUUGGCAAUAUGCUACAGAUUUUCGUUCUCAAUAUCAUGGUAAAAAACAAUUUACUGAUUAUGUUAGAAGAAGACGAUGGUUUCGAAGGUGCCAAUUAACAACUAGUGGACCUUGGCAAGAAAUAGGAAAUACAAAAUUGAUUGAUGUUUCUUUAUAUGCAACUGACAAACCUGGUUCAGAUACUCCUGUUUAUAUAUGGGCAGUUGCCUCUAAUGGUGAAGCUUUAUUUAGAAGAGGUGUUUCAGAAUCAUGUCCAAUGGGAGUUUCAUGGGAACAUAUACCAAGUGAUCAAGCUUUAGUAGGUAUUUCGUGUGGUCCUUGUGGACAAGUUUGGUCUGUUGGAAAGAAUGGUUCCUCUUAUUGGAGAUUAGGUAUUACUUCUGUAAAACCAACAGGAAUACAAUGGCAGAAUGUUGAACCACCGGCAGGUGCUCAUUUAAAACAAAUUUCUGUUGGAAAAAACGAGGUGUGGGCCUUAGAUACAAUAGGUAGAUUACACAUACGACGGGAUGUACAGGUGAAUGUUUUUCCAGAGGGAACAUAUUGGCAAACGCUUCCUGUGAUGCCAAAUGAUCCUAUACAUAUAGAUAUGUCCGUUGCAAAUGCGAAACAAGGUUUUCGACACGUUGCUGUUGCAAGAGAACAAGGCCAAGUUUGGGCAAUUUCAGGUGCUGGUAUACUUUGUCGUAGAAUAGGUAUUACUGAUGACAAUCCAGCUGGAACUGGUUGGGCAACUGGUAUAGGGGCAAAUUGGCAGUAUAUAAGUGUGGGAAGUCUUAUAAAUAAAACUAAAUGAAAAACUAAUUUUCAAAUGGAAAACUAAUUAUUAAUUAACAGAUAUGCAAAAUAUUAAUAUCUAUACACAUUAAUAUUUAAGAAUACAAUUCUUUAUCGUUUAGUUUCUUUAUAUUUUUCAUAAAUAAAAAAAAUCAAUGCGUAUGCGUAUAUGUAGCUAUAUUUAUAUAUAUGAUAUGGCUUAGCUGUUGCAAUUUUAUGACACAAGCUUGAUACUAUGAUAUAUUUCAUAAGUAACAGAGAUAUUAUUUUAUCUAAAACGUACAAAGAACAAUAAUAUGAAAUUAAUUGUUCAUAUUACUUUCAUUUAUAUUUUAAUAGAUAUAAAUACAUAUAAAAAAAAUAAUAUUAAUGAGAUUAUUUAUACACGUCUGUAAACUCUACUCAUAUAGUUUUAUUAAAAUUUUAUAUCAAAUGAAUCAAAGAAACAUUCCAAAUAUGUGCAUUUAAAUAAACAAAUAUAAUUCGUAAUUAUACAGAGUAUUAAUAUAUUCACGAAAUAUCGUUAGAUUCGAUUUUUGAGCCAAAAUAAAUCCAAAUUUUUAUAUAAAAAUCACUUAAGACUUAUUUAAUUAUUAAAUUAUAAGCAAUUUAAAUUUACGGAAUUGAAGAUGAAAUAAAUUGGCAAUAAAAUGCAAUGAUAAAAAUAGUUUUAUUUUAUUUAAAUUAAUCUUUUUACGUUUCGUAUAUAUAAGGCAAUACAAUACAAAUUUCAGUUGCUUAUAAUUUAACAAAUAAGUUUCAGUCGAUAUUUUUAUAUAUCAAUUUUUUUAUUUUGGCUUCUAAAAUCGAUUCUUUAAAACUAUUCCGCAAAUAUAUUAACACUUUGUAUAUAUGUAUAAUAAAAAAUGUGACAUUACAUAUUAAAUUGUACGAAAUGCCUUGUCUAGCUAUAAAUUAUUUUAUUAUAAAAUAAGAAAACUGAACAUUAAAAGAGACUGUUCAUUCAAAUAUUUGAAAAAUUGAAAUUAUAUUAAAAUAAAUAAUCUUUAUAUAUUUUUUUUUUUACAUUUUUUAUUUAUUACAUAUUUUAUCCAUAUAUAACAAUUUAUUAAAAAUAGCAUAUUUAAAUAAGUUAUUAAAGUUGACUUUCAUAAAUAUUAAAAAAAUGAAUUGUAAAGUAAUAUAUAAUUGAAUUAAUACAAUGCUUCAUUCUUUUUUAAAAGAUAAUGUAUUAAAUGUUCCUGUAUAAAUAGAUUUCAUGUAGUGCCUCUAAUACUAUGAUUUUAUAUUUAUUCUUAUUCUAUGUAUAAACUUAUUAAAAUAUAAAUUACAUGAAAAAAUUUUGAAAUUAUUAUGGUUAAAUAUUAUAAAUUUUUAUGUAAUAUAUAUGAAUUUAUAAUUAGUAAUUAAAUUAUCAAUUUUUAUUAUGAAUAUUAUUUCAUCGUGAAUUAUUAUUAAUAUUAAGCUUUAUCAUAUUCAUUAUUGUAUGUAUGUAAGAAUAUAAGUAUAUCAUGCCAAUAUUUAUGCUGAUAUAUAAAUACAAUUUAUUGAUAAACAUAUAUGUAUUAUAAUUUCUGAUAUGUAAUAAAUUAUAUUAUAUAUAUAA
Apis cerana (Asiatic honeybee) is the source of this 6275-nucleotide messenger RNA. RefSeq names its product tectonin beta-propeller repeat-containing peroxin 23 (gene Pex23). Gene Ontology annotation, molecular function: carbohydrate binding. NCBI's taxonomy places the organism in Eukaryota, Metazoa, Arthropoda, Insecta, Hymenoptera, Apidae. Gene Ontology annotation, cellular component: membrane. The record is from RefSeq and is a predicted model, not a curated record.